AUGUCUUGCUAUGACCUGUGUCCUACCACCUCUUGUGGCCCAACCCCACUUGCCAACAGCUGCAACGAGCCCUGCGUGAGGCAGUGCCAGGAAUCCACGUACGUGAUCCAACCCCCUCCCGUGGUGGUCACCCUGCCUGGACCCAUCCUCAGCUCCUUCCCCCAGGACACCGCUGUGGGAUCUUCCACUUCUGCAGCCGUGGGCAGCGUCCUCAGCUCCGAGGGGGUGCCCAUCUCCUCUGGCAGCUCCUCAGGGUUGGGGAGCUUUGGCUACCCAGGGCUGGGCAGUGGCUACAGCCGGCCCUCCCGUCGCUACAACACCUACCGCAGUGGCUUCUACGGGCCGUGCUAA
Merops nubicus (carmine bee-eater) is the source of this 351-nucleotide messenger RNA. RefSeq names its product feather keratin 1-like. Gene Ontology annotation, cellular component: intermediate filament. NCBI's taxonomy places the organism in Eukaryota, Metazoa, Chordata, Aves, Coraciiformes, Meropidae. Gene Ontology annotation, molecular function: structural constituent of cytoskeleton. The record is from RefSeq and is a predicted model, not a curated record. The coding region runs from base 1 to 351 and encodes 116 amino acids. The transcript has a single exon.